CACAAAUGAGACUGUGUACCUAUUUUGCAUCCAUAUCCAUUCGUUCAAAUCCCACCUCAGCUCCUUUAAAGUUCGAAUCUUCGCAAACUCACCCUGCAACUACACAAAACUACUUUACUUUCUGCUUGUUUUGCAAGGCUUCACUUCACAAGGCUCAUAAUCUCAGCAUUCUUUGCUACCAACUAUGGUUAAAAGUAAACCCUCCCAAAAGCAGAAUCCCCAAAACAACUUACACCAGACACAACAUUUCAAGGGAGUGAGAAUGAGAAAAUGGGGGAAAUGGGUUUCGGAAGUGAGAGUGCCCAAUUCCAGAGCCAGAAUUUGGUUGGGAUCUUAUGAUUCGCCCCAACAGGCUGCUCGCGCUUAUGACUGUGCUGUGUAUUGCCUCAGAGGAUCUCAAGCCAAGUUUAAUUUCCCCGACUCUCUGCCAGAAAUUCCAUCCGCCUUUUCAAUAUCUCCCACACAAGUUCAAUCUGUUGCGGCCAAAUUUGCCUUGACUGCGAUUCCAGAGACGCUGGACUGUACCGCCGGAUUUUCUGGUUUGGAAUCGCAGUCCUGUGUAGACGAGCACAAAGUUUCAGAGGAGCCGGAUUGGACUCUUUUGGACUCACUUCUUCAAGAUAUUGAAAGCAACCACUCUCUAAAUUUUGGGGAUUUUCUUCCACCAAGCGAGGCUGCAGAGGACGUUGAUAAUGAAAACAAAGAGGGAUUUUUCUCCAAAAAAAAUAGAUAGAAGACUAGUGGGAUUUCCAAAUUCAAAUUUACUAAUGUUUGAAUUGCAUGCUAGGUUUCACAUCGCUGGGAAAACUGCAAUUCUUCAAUCUUUUUCUAUACUUACUGUUGAUUUAGAGUAUUCCGUUCUUUGUAUAUAUUAUGAUUUCUCUCAAAAACAAGUAUAGCAAAUUAGACACACAAUUAUAUAAUUUAAUAGAAGUUACUGGAAUCUAUAUGUCAAAAUUGGCUAUAGUUGAGCAAACUUCCUGUCAGAACUAUGUGCACUCCAAGCUCUCUGCUUUGAAACGGAGGAUUAAAAACUGCGGCGUAAAAAGCUUUAUUGAAAGAAAGGGUUCGUUCAAACCCUAGGUCUGCUGCAGACGUCCAAUUAAUAUUAUGCACAAAUGCAGUUAGUAAGGCAGGAAUAGAAUAACUUAUAAAGGCAGGAAUGGAAUAACACUUACCUACUGCCUCAGAAGGAACAAAGAAUGGUGUUGAAAUCCCCCAAGUCUCCAUCUACAGAAGAUGAUACAGUCUGAAGAGGAUGCUGGUAUUAGCGUCUAAGGCAUUGGAGUCGAGGAAGAGAUAAAAGAACAGACCCGCCAAAGUUAAAUCCAAAGAUCGAAUUAAGGGUAAGUUAAAUCUGUUGAAUUUCAGCGUCUUAUGAUGCUAAGAUGUUAAGCUGUUUUCUGUAAUACAUUCUUUUUUACAGAAGUAAUUAUGCAUGGUUUAUUUUCUUGUAUUAUUUUACAGCAGUCUUCUUUAGUUAAAGUCUUUGAAAGAGAAAAUCAGCUUCAAUGUUGAGGUCAAUAAACAAAUGUAUCAAGUUCAGUCUCAUGUUAAAGAUCACAAUCAAUCCUUACUCAAAGCUACGAAGAUCUUUGCGGAAAACUUUGUGCUUGAUUCCCUUGAAGAAAGAUGACAACUUUCUUAUUGUAAUUUUCAAGUUUCACUUAUAUUGUUCCCUUUGAGGAUUUUGUUCAA
Messenger RNA from Cryptomeria japonica (Japanese cedar), 1698 nucleotides. Its product is annotated as ethylene-responsive transcription factor ERF017. Lineage: Eukaryota; Viridiplantae; Streptophyta; Pinopsida; Cupressales; Cupressaceae. The coding region runs from base 185 to 733 and encodes 182 amino acids. The record is from RefSeq and is a predicted model, not a curated record. Gene Ontology annotation, molecular function: DNA-binding transcription factor activity; DNA binding. Gene Ontology annotation, biological process: regulation of DNA-templated transcription. The transcript has a single exon.